Molecule: messenger RNA, 1614 nt
Organism: Amoebophrya sp. A25
Lineage: Eukaryota; Dinophyceae; Syndiniales; Amoebophryaceae
Source: the annotation of a GenBank genome assembly
AUGGGGGUUGCGUUUUGGGAAAAGAAAGGCCUUCCCUGUCCUGUUGAUGCUACACUACCACAUGAUUUGUAUCUUCUACUCAGGAUCGAUUCAACUCCGGGGCCUGAAGUUGUGCGCAUGGCACAGCCUUCUGUCCGAGUCGGCAUGAAAAGGCCCAUGCCACAGUUCGUUUAUUACAGUGAACAGGCUGGUGUAGGGACGAGACGUGCAGUAACUGAAGAUGCGGUCUUGCUCAACGAGCGCACUGCAAAUGACCAGGUUGAGGGGUUAUCACCAUCAAGUAAGGUGCAUCCUGAAACUAUCACCCGUGGUGGAAAGAAAUACACGCUCGAUCGUGCGGAAGGGUCCACUUUUCCUGUUUCCUUCUUACAAUCAAAAAGGCCAACGACAUCAUGUUCUUCUGCAGCCCGCGAAGCACUUGUUGCCGGCACUGCAGGAACAACUAUCGCGGCAUCCACUGUGAAGCCUGCUAUCAAGACGGCAAGGGAACAAGCGCUUCUUGCAGCAGCCAUGGGAUUUGACGGGAAUAACAUCGACCAAAUCCUUCGCAUGAUCAACGUAAAUUUAGUUACUACAGCAGGUCAAACGCGAAAUAAUGAGAGAGAGUCUGUCGAGCAAGGACCUCCAAGUGCCUCGAAGGAGCAGCAGCAACGAGUAGCUCUCGGGGGUGCAACAACAACAAGAGUCUCAUCUUCAAGCAACACAAGAACGCCGCCCGUCAGCGCAGAUGCUUUUUUGUCGACUACGGAUGAACCACGAGACGCGGUCAAGCGAAACCUCACUGACCAAUUUCUCAGUGUAGAAGAGAAAACGCGGAGUCCAGACCGUUAUGUGUUUCAAGAGGAAGAUAGACUCGGAUGUAGCGCUAGCUCUUCAGCUGCCUCAAAUGAUCCACAGGACCGCUUUUUCUGUCCGUCUUCAGCUUCCUCCAAUGAUGCGACAACACGAACCUCCUGCUCAAAUAAUCCUAGUCCAGCUGGUACUAGCAGUGGUACAACAGGUACAACAGCUAUAUCUACGAAGCGGAACAACAGCAAGCGCCGUUUUCCCCUCCCUCAAGCAAAGGCAGUUGUUUCCUUUGAAGACGAAGUGGUGCACAUGCAAAACAAGGCUUCACCCAGGCCGAACUCCCGCCCUGUGAUGCAGGACGGGGAGGUCUUGGAGGCCCUAGGGCUGCGGAAAAACGCACGCAUUAAAGGCGGUGACUCGAACCUAGUUGACAACUCCAGCUCUCCUGAAAGUGAGAAUACAUUCCACACUGGCACUUCUAACUCAUCUGAUAACUCUCGUACAACUACAACGACGGGUCACUCGUCUUGUCUGCUGAAGCCUCUGCCUCAUCAAAUAAAGAAACUUCGUUGGAUCACUUCAUCUACUUCAAGCAGCGAAGAAGAAACUGAAGAACAGACUGCAUUUUCCUACAGAACAAAUGGCACAUCCAAUAACUCAACCUCAUGGAAAACGGGUACAGAAGUUACGACGAGCGCGGCCGCGUCACCAGGAACAACAGGCAACAUGAUGGACUUGUUCGAGACGGCUAUCCGUUCACGAGUUGGCACUACAGGAGCAUCAACGGAAACGAAAUACAAUAUGAACACCUUCGCGUUCAGCUGA